Acyrthosiphon pisum (pea aphid) is the source of this 587-nucleotide messenger RNA. Its product is annotated as acetyl-coenzyme A transporter 1-like. Gene Ontology annotation, molecular function: acetyl-CoA transmembrane transporter activity. Gene Ontology annotation, biological process: acetyl-CoA transmembrane transport. The record is from RefSeq and is a predicted model, not a curated record. NCBI's taxonomy places the organism in Eukaryota, Metazoa, Arthropoda, Insecta, Hemiptera, Aphididae. The coding region runs from base 180 to 572 and encodes 130 amino acids. Gene Ontology annotation, cellular component: membrane. The transcript has 2 exons.
UAAUUAUAACAAAUAUUAAUACGUAGGUACGAUUUUCAUUAUGAUAAUAUAAUAGAGUGUAUAGGUGGUAGGUCAAAAUCUAAGACAGUUUUAGCCUUAGUUCAUGAAGAGCUGUGGUGUGUACAAAUAUGUAACUAUUGUAUAGUAAUUAUUACAUACAUUCAAACUACUGAGUAAGUAUGACAUUACCAAACCAGAAAGAUGAACCAAAAUCAACAGUGACAAAAGAAUCAAUGUUGGUCAAAUCAAAUUUAAAAGGAGAUUGGCCUAAUAUUUUUCUAUUGUUGUUGCUUUACAUAAUGCAAGGCAUUCCUUUAGGCAUAGUUACAGUUAUUCCAAUGCUUUUGCAAAGUAAACAAAAUGUAACUUACAAAGAACAGGCUUUAUUUAGCAUAGUUGUGUGGCCAUUUAGCUUAAAACUGUUAUGGGCUCCUUUGGUAGAUGCACUCUACAUACAAAAAAUUGGAAGGCGUAAGUCAUGGCUUAUUCCAGUUCAGUUUUUAAUGGGUAUGUACAUUUUAUUUCUUUACUACAUAUUUUCUACUAAAAACAUUGAAUCGGUAUCACUGUAAUCAGUGUGUCUUAAA